GCCACUGAAAGUGGUCCCUAUUAUUCCAAAAAAUUAUGCCAGCAUAAUUGGGAAAAGCCUACUCGGGGCUAAGAAAAAAAUUACACUCUACAAAAGAAGGAAGUAGUUUAGUAAUAGUAAUUAUGUAGCAGUCAAAAAUUGAGGAUGGGGAAAAUAAAAAAACAAAACAGAGCGAAUAUAUUUAUCAUAAGUAGUUCAUAGAGGAAUUAUGUAUUCAGGGGGGGGAUGCGCCCCUCCUGAGAUACAAGGUUCGACACACAAGAAAGCUAGUUCGACCGUCCAGGACUCCACGCGAAGUAUCAAAGCCUACAUGUUCACCAGAAGUCCAGAUAGAGCCUCGAUGUCAACGAUCACCACUACACUACUAGGUCUACUAUAUCUGGGCGUAGCCCAUGCAAUCAUGCGAUCAGAUUCAAUAUUCAUAACCCGACGUGUGGUUUCAGUGAAGCUCUAAAAAUGCACACGCACUAGCUUGCUGACAGGCUGAAAACAUGGCAGAAGGUUUCCAAGCUGUAUACAACCUGCUAGGCAACAGUGAAAAGAAGAAAAGUAGCUCCACUGUUGUUCUUGAAGACUUUUUCUGGGAUCAAUUCAUCAAGUACAUCAGCUCAACCAUUCUUGCUCUCAGUGUGCUCAAUGUGACCGUGGAGUUUCUAAAAGGAGGUGGUAUAUUCUGUUUCCCUCCCUCUGACAAUUUAGCGAUUGAGAAUCAAAACUUGCAAGGGAAUGUGUUGUAUGAGUUUGGACCAGGUCAAGCAAGCUACAUCAACAAUUACUGUGCAAGGAUCAUCUUGAAGACAGAAUAUUUUCCGAUUUACAUUCUCAUCCAUGGUAUUUCUCUGGUUAUCCCUCACUUUGUUUGGAGCUCCAUCCACAGAGGAGAUUUUAGAAGUUUCUUUUCUGUCGUGAACAAGCUGGAUCACCUGAGGGACGAAUCUGGAGAAUACGAUUCUAAUAAAUUUGAUCUUGUCACCAGGCUGGAGCAAGCGUACAGUGGACAAGGAAUCUUCUUUAGUUAUAUUUUUAAGUUGCUAUGUCAGCUUGCAGUAUGCAUUGUGUCUUUGGCUGCCACUUCUUUGUUCUUUCUUGACUGUGAACUCGCAUUCAGUUUCUGUUGCCCGGAUGUGAACAUUUGCGUUACUCCAGAGGCAAGUAACAUAAUUUGUUCUCGAAAUCACCGAUGAAAUUCCUGAAGGUUGGCCAUUGACCAUUAACGUUCCUUGUAUAUACACUAGUUUAAGAAUACUUGAUCUGGUACGAUAUGCUGACCUUUGUCUCUUGGUGAUUGCUACACUAUUGGUUAUCAUUGGUUUGGUUUGGUGUUGUGUUAGGCACAUAGAACAACUAGGGCACAAAGAUAUUGCCAAGUUCUCCUUUCACAGCUGCCUCAACCCAAAGUUUCACAGCUUUCCGUCACCAAUUUACUGGCCUUCAUAUACAUUGCACACAAGUCAAUCAAAAUGGCUAUGGCUAUUCAGGCACUAUCCUGAGUUGCACUUGAAGCAUUUGAUGAGGCCUAGGAUUAAAACUAAUAUGAAUUUUCUUGUCUUAAUGCUUUUUCGUGCUGAUACUACCCAUGGGCAAAUUUUCAAGAGCAUACAAAUAAGCAAGUACUUGAAUGCUCUCAUUGACAGAGAUAACCAGCAACUACAUUUAUUCUCAAAAGUUUUGCCAGCUGGAAGAGCUGGAAAAAAAGAUUUUCAUAGUUAUUUCUCCAACUUCUACGAGAGUUAUCAAGAAAAUCCAGAAAUAAAUUUAUUUAAGGAAUGUACAACAGAUCGUCUGGGCAAUCUACAUUGUGUUGAGGAAUUGUAUUCCGAAAUGAGAGGUUGGAUCUACUAUUAUGUUAAUGCUUUUAAACAAGAUUACCCCCUUGGGAACAACUUGGCUGUUGAUGUCUCUUUUGGAUCUGUGGGCUUUGCUCGUGUUCUAGCGAGGCCAUUUAAAACGGUCGUCUCUUUGGAUUUUAGUAGUGAUGUUGAGGAAACAACUGAAAUUGAUCACUUUUACAAAGCGUUGAGGCUCCCUGAUAACUGUUUCGCCAAAAACACAGACAAAAUUGAAUUGGUAAAAAAGAAAAUAGACGGAGCGAUUGACAGUACACACAUUGACUUGGUUGUUGUUGGGCCACUAAUAAAGGCAUCACCAAGGAAGGUGAUAGUGAAACUGCUCCUGAGUCAUUUAUUCCCUGAUAACUACAUGUACGAGCGUAGGAACACAUGUCUGCUCAUUAUUCGUCCAGUGAAGGUUGGCUCAAAGAAGCUCACCAAUCAGUUUCGCCUCUAUGAGCCCCCUAAACAGCAGUUUAAAUCAGUCGCCUUGUCACAGUUGACAGAUAAAUUUGGAAAAGAGCAACGUAUACGCACAGUGAUGAUCAACAACAUUUCCUGUGUAUUUGAGUUUGCAGUCUAUAAGUAUAUUCCCAAUCAGGAGACUAGCUAUGCCGAAGCGGACCUAAUUGAUGUUUGGACUUCCUGACUAUAUAUAGUGUAGCAGUAUAUAAGUAUAUGUACCAAUGCAGAUAUACUUCUAUAUACCGUAUAGCGCGAAAUUUUCGAGGCACUUAUAUUUCGUGGAUUGGCCUCUAAAAACCAUUUCGUUGCACAAUGUUCGCGGAAUGGCUGCUUACCGGAAGCCACGCCUUUAAAUCUUUGCAUGAUAGCAGGUAAUUCUAAUUAAAGAACACUUUUUGUGGACUUAAUUUUCGUGUAGAAUUCUAACCCACGAAAUCCGCGAAAAUUAAGCCCCUCGAAAAUUUCGCGCUAUACGGUAGAUAGUACUUACGCUUUAUUAUUUUGUGUCUAUAGUGUAUUGACUGAACUCGUGUAUUAUAUAUGUUUUGUAGGAAGGAGAAGUACAUUGUGUUGUCUCA
Messenger RNA from Halichondria panicea, 2872 nucleotides. RefSeq lists its product as uncharacterized. Bases 1510 to 2478 code for a protein of 322 amino acids. The record is from RefSeq and is a predicted model, not a curated record. Lineage: Eukaryota; Metazoa; Porifera; Demospongiae; Suberitida; Halichondriidae. The transcript has 8 exons.